UUACGCUCGGGGAAGGCAAGAGUGCAGGUGCAGUUCACGUUUACCGCCUGCGCGCUGCACGCCGGUGCUGAUAGGCUGCGGAUCUACACCUUAACCUUCACCAGUGCAGUCGUGCGCGUGCAGUCAUGUGCAAAUGCACUUGAUACACGGCGCGACUGGGUCUGCCCGGCACGGCGUGUUGACUUUGACCUUGUUAGCGAGUGCUCAGCAGGUCUCGGAAUUGUUAAUCUACUCAUCGACAAUGAAGCGGAGAAGGAUUACCUUUACGAUGUGCUGCGGAUGUACCACCAAUCUAUGAAUCUCCCAGUGCUUGUGGGGGACCUAAAACUCGUGAUUAACGAACCAAGCAGAUUGCCUCUAUUUGAUGCUAUCCGCCCACUUAUCCCAUUAAAACACCAGGUGGAAUAUGAUCAGCUUACACCCAAAAGAUCACGAAAGCUGAAAGAGGUGAGAUUGGAUCGUUUACAUCCUGAAGGCCUUGGAAUAAGUGUGAGAGGUGGAGUGGAAUUCAAUUGUGGCCUCUUCAUCUCUCAGUUAGUUAAAGGAGGACAGGCAGACACUGUUGGACUUCAGGUUGGAGACGAAAUAGUUCGUAUAAAUGGAUAUUCCAUUUCAUCUUGCACACAUGAAGAAGUCAUAAACCUCAUUCGUACAAAGAAAAUAGUGUCCAUAAAAGUAAGACAUAUUGGCAUGAUACCUGUCAAAAGUUCAGCAGAUGAACCCCUUAAAUGGCAAUAUGUGGACCAGUUUGUGUCAGACUCUGGGGGCAGUGUUGCUGGUCUUGCUUCUACUGGAGGGAAGCAGAAUAAAGAGAAGAAAGUCUUCAUUAGCUUGAUUGGUACAAAAGGCAUGGGAUGCAGUAUUUCCAGUGGUCCAACCCAAAAACCAGGCAUUUUUAUCAGCAAUGUUAAGCCAGGUUCUCUAUCAGCAGAGGUGGGCUUGGAGGUCGGUGAUCAGAUUGUUGAGGUAAAUGGAGUGGACUUUUCUAAUGUGGAUCAUAAAGAGGCUGUCAGAGUGCUCAAAAGUAGUCGUACUUUGACUAUCUCUGUGGUAGCAGGCGCUGGAAAAGAGCUGUUCAUGACUGAAGAAGAAAGGCAGAGAGAAGCACGUCUCCGUGAGCAAGAACGUCAGGAGUUAAUGCAUCAGAAGCGACUUGCGCUGGAGACUAACAAGAUCAUCAAAGAACAGCAAGAGAAAGAGAGAUUAAGAAAACUGGAGAUUUCCCAGAAGGCUGCAGAGGAAGAAGAGAGAUAUCGCAGAGAAAUAGAGCAGAUAACAGCAGAGGAAGAGAAAUUUAAAAAGGAGUGGGAAGAAGACUGGCGUCCUAAAGAACCUCCCAAAUCUCUCAAAACCGUAACUGCCGAGGUGCACUCUGCCCCUCGUUCCAAACACAAAACUUUUGGAUGGUUUUAUCGGUAUGAAGGAAAAUUUCCCACAAUCCGCAAGAAAGGGAAGGAGCGAAAGAAGUCAAAAAGUGACAGUCUGUGUGAACAGAAGAAGAAUAAAAAGGAAAUGGAGUUUGAGCAAAGACUUGCCAAAGAGAAAGAAGGGAUGUUGGAGAAAGAAAAACAACUGAAAAUAAAUCGUCUCGUGCAAGAGGUAUCCGAGACAGAACGAGAAGACCUGGAAGAAUCAGAAAAGGUGCAGCACUGGGUGGAAAGACUUUGUCAGACACGGUUAGAACAGAUUUCCUCUGUGGAGAACGAGUCUCCUGAG
This is a messenger RNA of Eurypyga helias (sunbittern), 1716 nucleotides long. RefSeq names its product harmonin-like. Gene Ontology annotation, biological process: inner ear morphogenesis; retinal cone cell development; inner ear auditory receptor cell differentiation. The annotation marks the transcript as partial. The record is from RefSeq and is a predicted model, not a curated record. Gene Ontology annotation, molecular function: protein binding. The transcript has 17 exons. Gene Ontology annotation, cellular component: stereocilia ankle link complex; stereocilium tip; plasma membrane. NCBI's taxonomy places the organism in Eukaryota, Metazoa, Chordata, Aves, Eurypygiformes, Eurypygidae.